Messenger RNA from Marchantia polymorpha subsp. ruderalis, 1164 nucleotides. NCBI's taxonomy places the organism in Eukaryota, Viridiplantae, Streptophyta, Marchantiopsida, Marchantiales, Marchantiaceae. The record is from the annotation of a GenBank genome assembly.
GGGUAGAGACGGGAGCGUCGAGAAGCGGAGCGCAAAUAUUAUCUUGUAGCGGGUGCAAGAUCAAGCUGCGGAAAUCCAUGAGCACGCGGCCGUCGAUUGGCGCAGUUUGAAAUCGAUCUCGUGGGGUCAGUCCUCCAGUCGCCCAUUGCCCCUGCCCCAGUCCCCUAGGCUGCCUGAAAGUUGCCGGUGCCCCUUUUCUUGCUAUUAGCCUCAUCUGCUCGCGGCCUCGAGCGGAGCCCGGUUUUGUUGUUGUUGUUGUUGUUGCUGCUGCUGCUGCUGAGGAGCGAGGAGCGAGGGCGAUCUGUCUUUCGAACGAUCGAUUGAUCGGGAGAUUUCCGAGACAUGGCGUGCGUGGCAGCCGUAGCCGGAGCGUCCGCAGCAGCCGUGAGCUCCGCGGCCGUGUCGCGCAGCUCCGUCAGCUGCUCUGCGUCCUCCAGCCCUCUGCUUCUCUGCAAGAGAACCGUCUUCGGAGCUGCUGUCAGGAGUAGCAAUGCUUCCCGGAGAGGGUCCUUGAGAUUGCAGCCCCUUGUUGUGAGGGCAGCCUCAUCAGACGAAACUUCUGACCCCUCCAAGCAGCUCGAUGACGUCGUCGGUGAUCUCAAGGCUAAGUGGGACGCCAUUGAGAACAAGUCUGCCGUAGCUGUGUACGGAGGUGGUGCCCUGGUUGCCCUAUGGCUGUCUUCCACCAUCGUUGGUGCAAUCAAUUCCGUUCCUUUGUUGCCAAAGCUGAUGGAGUUGAUCGGUCUGGGAUACACCGGAUGGUUUGUGUACCGAUACCUUCUCUUUAAGUCAAGCCGAAAGGAGCUCGUCGAAGAUAUCGAGGAGUUGAAGGGAAAGAUCACUGGCGCUACCAACUCUGUGACUGGAGAAUCUUCCGCCACCGACAAAUGAAAAUAGAUCACUCUUGGAUAGCUUCCGUUAGUUAUCCGUGUAUUUUGUAGGCUUACAGACUUGUGUCAAUAUCAUGCAUAUUUGUGUAGAGGAUACAUGCGCCUCAAAUCUCGAACGAAGCGCUGUGUCAAAUCUUCGAUUUCAACAUUCUGGAAAGUGGUUUCGUCGCACAUUGUGUCGGGAGAGGGUGGGCGAAUGUUCUAUUUACAUUUUUUCCUGUCAAUUUGACGUCUGUACAACUUAUUGUUAAAGCAAGUACAAAUGAUUAUACAA